AUGGCCAGGAUGAUGUGCGGCCGCGCCGGCGAGCCGGCGGUGCGCAAGGGUCCGUGGACGCUGGAGGAGGACCUCAUCCUCGUCGGAUACAUCUCCCACCACGGGGAAGGCUCCUGGGACAACCUCGCACGCUCUGCUGGUCUGAACCGGAACGGGAAGAGCUGCAGGCUGCGGUGGCUCAACUACCUCAGGCCGGGGCUGCGGCGCGGCAGCAUCUCGCCGGAGGAGGACAUGCUCAUCCGGGAGCUCCACUCUAGGUUGGGGAACAAGUGGGCCGAGAUCGCCAAGCACCUCCCCGGCCGGACCGACAACGAGGUCAAGAACUACUGGAGGACCAGGGUACACAAGAAGGCGCCGCACCAGAACCAGCUUCGAGCGCAGCCGUGCCUUGCCACGAGCGAGGCGACAUCGUCUGUGUCGGCGUCGACGAGCCACGCCAGCUCCACCGUCGGAGACGAGUACACGCAGACGAGCUUCCCUUACCCCGACCAGAGCUGGGUCGCCGCCGACCACCACGAAACGGUCCAUGUGGGCGCGUCGGCGACGCGCUUCUUCCCGUCCGAGUUCGGCGGUAACUUUUGGAACGUCCAAGACAAUUUCUGGGAGACUCUCCCGCUUUCAGACCCAGUGUACGAAGCACUGUAGUAGACUCGUCCUCUUUAUUCUGCACUUCACUUGGAUGCAUGCUACUAGUACUACUACGUCUAUUUGACAGAGAAACGGCACUACGCGGACUUGAUCAAUUAUGCAUGGUGUAAGCAAGGCAGUAGGGUAUUAUACUAUUAUUUAC
Messenger RNA from Aegilops tauschii subsp. strangulata, 790 nucleotides. Its product is annotated as MYB-like transcription factor EOBI. The record is from RefSeq and is a predicted model, not a curated record. Gene Ontology annotation, molecular function: sequence-specific DNA binding; DNA-binding transcription factor activity. Lineage: Eukaryota; Viridiplantae; Streptophyta; Magnoliopsida; Poales; Poaceae. Gene Ontology annotation, cellular component: nucleus. Gene Ontology annotation, biological process: regulation of DNA-templated transcription.